This is a messenger RNA of Salvia hispanica, 629 nucleotides long. Its product is annotated as FCS-Like Zinc finger 3-like. The record is from RefSeq and is a predicted model, not a curated record. Lineage: Eukaryota; Viridiplantae; Streptophyta; Magnoliopsida; Lamiales; Lamiaceae.
AUGCCUACAUCGUGUUGCUUCCCCAACAGCCUAUCGUCAAUUCAAUUGAAUCAAACCACCACCGCAGAGAUGAGCACAGCUGUAGCAUACUACUACACCGGAUGCGAGCACGACUACGAGCCGCACUUCCUCGAUUCCUGCUCCCUCUGCGGCAGAUCGCUCUGCCAAAACAACGACAUCUUCAUGUACAGAGGGAACACGCCGUUCUGUAGCCAGGAGUGCAGGCAGGAACAGAUAGAGAUGGAUGAGGCGAUGGAGAAGAAGAGAUGGAAGAGGUCUUCUUCCUCCAAGAGAUCGAGCGCUGCGAGACAGAGCUCCGACGAAUCCGACAUGAAUAAAGCUGUACGGACGGGAACAGUGGCUGUGGCCUGAGGUUAUUAAACUUGAUUCCAAAUAAUGAAUUAUACAGUAUUUGAGAAGAAACUACUGAUAACUUCAUCGGUGAAUUCGCAACAAUUUUGAAUUUUGAAUUUUGAAGAAGUCCGUACCGACAAUUUUGAAUUUUCCUUAUACUUUUAUUUUUCCUUUUCUUCUCUGAGAAUAUGGUGUAUAUGUCAUGAGGUAUAAAUCUUGGUUAAUUAACUAUGUUUUGAUGCCUCAUUUUCAGUCAUCAGUUUUUUUCUUCUUAA